Capronia epimyces CBS 606.96 is the source of this 580-nucleotide messenger RNA. RefSeq lists its product as uncharacterized. The record is from RefSeq and is a predicted model, not a curated record. The coding region runs from base 1 to 315 and encodes 104 amino acids. NCBI's taxonomy places the organism in Eukaryota, Fungi, Ascomycota, Eurotiomycetes, Chaetothyriales, Herpotrichiellaceae. The transcript has a single exon.
AUGCCACCAACAAUCCAUUCAAUGCCGGAGAAGAGAAAGUUCUCCUUCGACGUUGGGGACGCGGCAUUACCAGCCAGCAACGAGGUCUGCCACAGCUCUUCACCGAGGCACUGUUCCCCUCCUACUCCGUCUCUGAAGCGUCCCAAGAUUCAUAUUGAGCGUACCUCUCGAGCGACUAAACGUCAGUGCAAGUCUUGGAAUCCAUCGGUGCUUAAAUGGCUAGAGACAGAUCCUUCAAGCAUCAGAACCAGAAUCAUUGAUUGGGUUGACAUUCAAAAAGCGCCCUUGCCAACCAACCUGUCUCCAGCGACCUAGACGACCUGUCCGUCGAGUACAAAGCACAUCGACCAAGUAUCGAAGAGGAAGAGCAAAGCCUCAGUGCGAAUAGCUUGCACCUAUUUCCAGAUGACUCGGUCGAUUCCGACAUGUCGGAGUCCUUGGUCGGGUCCAGUCAGACCGCUCCACUGUGAUCAAACCCACUGACGGUGAUUUCGAGACCUUACUCAAAGAGCGAGGCAUUUACUCCCUAUCCCACAAUGCACCAGGGCCUAAAAAUAUCGCUGAGAUAAACGGUGCUCUA